This is a messenger RNA of Babesia ovata, 4323 nucleotides long. RefSeq lists its product as uncharacterized. The transcript is spliced from 3 exons. Bases 1 to 4323 code for a protein of 1440 amino acids. The record is from RefSeq and is a predicted model, not a curated record. Lineage: Eukaryota; Apicomplexa; Aconoidasida; Piroplasmida; Babesiidae.
AUGGCGUUUUUGCAUUCCGUGCUCAAAGAUGUCCACGAUAAACAGCCUUACAAAGUAGGAAAAGAUUACUUAAAUGAGAACGUUGUGAAGCUUUUGAAUGGUAAAUUAUGUUUAGGUCAUAAUGGUUUUAAGAGAGUCAUUGAGACUGUGGCGCAAGGUGUCGGGGAGUAUAAUAAGGAAGUGGAGGGGAGUAAUGAGAGUGUCAAAACUAUUAUAACUGGGAUGCAGAGGAAUAUGGAGAGUCUUCAAACUCAGGUGAGUGAAAUUUUAAAUGAUAAUCUUGUUGCAGGUGAUCCGGAGCUCAAGAAGGCCAAGAGGAAUGUGGACCUUGUUCUCAGGGAGUGCAAACUCCACGCCGAGACAUUUCUAGCACACAUAGGUAGCGCACAAAAUAAGAUACUAGACUUUAAUAAUGACUGUAAAACUAGUGUAAUUAAUUCCAAAAAUAAUAUUUGGUAUGCAGCUAGCCGACUUAGGUCGCUGUCAGAUAAGGAGCUACGACACUUUACGGCAACGAAAAGUAGCAUUGUAGGCGCCCUUGAGUUUUUAAAAAGCGCCGUUGAUAAGAAAAUUCGUGUUAAAGUUACUGCGCUUGUCGAACAGCUGAAAGGCGCAGUUUCCGAUAUUCUGAGACAGCUCAACAACAUAUAUCACCAGCUGGAAACGUACGUCCACGAAAUGGAGAAUUUGCUUGAAGAGGCGGAUAUGAUUUUCAAGUCUACAAUGCAUGAUGUUAAUGCAAUUAUAAUGCAGGAGCCCGGAAAAAAUAUCCGGGAAAUCAUCGAUGGCAAAGCGGGGCAAUUAAAGUCGUAUGGAGAGUGGCUUGGGAAGUAUAUUGAGGAUGUUACGAGAUUGACUGGUCAUGUUAGAGUUGAGGUCAACGGUUUGGAAGAUAAGCUUAAAGAAGAUUUGGGGAUGUUAAGGAGUAAGAUUAAGGCUGCGGUAACCGAAUAUGCUAAGGAUUAUGUCACCAAAGUGCACAACGAAGUGAAGCUGAUUAAGGGAAAGUCUAAGGACCAAGGCCUGCAGGGAUUCGUUGAACACGUGAAGGAUACAUACGCCGCAAAUUUUAAAGAGCCAAGUACGUUUGGCGGCGUGGUGCAAAGAUGGAUUGAUGAAAUUCUGAAAAGUGAUGUUGUAGUAAAAGAGUCUAUGAAGUUGUAUGUAGGAAGUAAUGACGAUGAUAAGUUUAACGACAAAUGGGAUCGCGGCACGAAUACUAUCAGCACUGAUCAUACGGGGAGUGUCGCAACUUUAAUAACCAAUCAGCUGAGGGGAGAUGUUAUUACACAGGCUGUUGAUGCAGCCAAAAGACUUGCACAGAGGGCGGAAAACACCAUACAAAAGAAUCUGGAUUACGUACAGAGUGUUUGUGAACAAUUUGCCAAGCAGCUCGAUAAAAAAUUUAAGAAAGCUGAAGAUAUUGUAGCUGACCAAACCUAUAAGGGAAUUGGCGCGGUUGCAAAAACUAUAGCCGAUCAGGUUGACACAGUUUUUUUGAAGGGGCCGGAACAUAAGAAAGACGGUUAUGAUAACCAUUUCCUCACUACCGCCAUCGAAGCGACCUUAGCUGCUCUGACGCAUGUUGCCAGGCAAUUCGCCGACGAACUGAAAUCAUUAACUGGAACGAACGCUGAGGAGAUCAAGAAGGUGGACGAUGCCUAUGGUAAAGCCGGGGAGCUUGACGGGGAACUCGGGGCGGCCCUCCGCUCCACCGCUGGCACCUAUAACAUCGAUCACAGCGUUUCUAUUAAGGAUCCAAUUCAUGAAAAAUUCUCGGGAAAAGUUGAGGAGCAAUUUAAAAAGACGCACUCGGGUGUUGUUGGUGAUGGCAAAGACAUAAAUCUUGCCCAAGCCGCGACCCAAUAUAAUACUUACAAAACAAGUAAGGUUGACGACGCGGUUACAAACGCUAUCAACAAAGCCAAGGAAAUCACUGUAAAUGAUGCGAAUGCUGAGCUCACAGAUUUCUCGCAGAAAAUAAAGGACAACCUCAACGUUUUAUUGGAAGCAUUCUCGCAUACAGGAAUUGCUGUUAAUGAUCGAUUGGAAAGACUGAAAACAUUGCUCUAUAAUGUUGAAGUGACAAUCAAUAACAAAGACCAAAAAGGUAUGAACGAAAUUAAGAAUGAGCUCAAGAGGCUGUACAAAACGCUGCUUGAUGGUCCCGCUAGAGACGCUCAGAACUUCCUUAAAAAUGCCGAGCACUUGCGCGAUUCAACCAUCAACAAACUCAAUGAAGACGUCACCCAACAGGUGAACGAGACCAUUCUCUACCUCACCACCCGCGCCCGCCGCAACUACGUCACCUCCGUCAAGGCGCUGCUCAAGGCCUUCGCUGCGAAGGCCACGCAGGAGCUGCAGGCCUUGCCCGCCGCGAUCGAGGAGGACCUGCGCAUAGGGUUCAAGGGGUUUAUGAGGAAGGUGCAGGGGGAGUUUAAUGGUAAUGAAACAUCUGAUGUUAAUAUCAAGAGGCUUCAGAAUGGUUACGAUCUACAAUCACUCUGCAAUGGCUUCGAAAGAUUUUAUGCGCCACUCCACACAUAUCUCCUAGCAGAGGUUAAGAGACUUCACAAGGAAGAAUGUGAGAAGAAUCAGAAAACUACAACCGAAGAAGCUCACUACAGUGACAAACUUACUGCCAUUUAUUCUGCACUUACCGCACUAACUUCCCACAUUCACAGUACGAAUAGAUACGACUAUCAGCUACCUAGUAAACUUACAGCAGUACAAUCAGCAAUUAACGCCCUCACUCCAAAUGGCUUCUCUAACCCUAACACUGCUAUACUUGACGGCCUCACAGAAGGGCUUAGGAAAUUUGUUGAACAGCUAAACAAGGCGUACAUCAGCAGGUAUGACGGUGCGACGGCGAUUAAGGAGUGGGAGGCUGAUGGUCCCAAGAAGGAAGAUGGCUCUGAUAAUAAGAUCCUGACGCAGGACGGAAGAAACGGCGCGAAGGUGUUUUUGACCUGUGUGAGGACGCUCUUCAAUGAGUUGUAUAAUGUGUAUUACCACGGCGGUCAUAAAUGGAGAUCGCAGGAAAUCCAAGGCAAAGGGAAUGAAACAAAAUACAAAGAGUUCUUGCACAACUCGGGUUACGACGUCGUGAACCUUAUCACCAAAGACAACACCGGUUGGAAUGUUUCAAUCAGAUUGGCUAAAGCAUUCAAAAAGCACCAAGAAUUUAGUGAGUAUCCAGAUAAAUUCAACUCAGUCAAUGACUGCAUGGACCAUUUCAGUAAACAUCAAGGUCUUCUAUCAAGGCUCUUCGAUCACCUUGAACAGUAUUACCAAAAACAGUAUAACUUGCCGAGCGCCGAAUUACCAGCCGCGCUGCAUCCCAGAAUGAGCGACACAAUUCAAUCACCUCUAAAGCCUAGCCACCUAAUAGAUGCACUUGGCAGAUCGUGUGCCUACGCCCAAGACUCUCUAAUCGCAAUCCUCGGUCACGGCCACGAAGGUGGCCGGUACGCCGUCGAGUUUAAUACUAAUACAGAUAACUUAGAUUAUCCAAGCAGCCCAGCUAAAUGCUUUGACUUACUGUUAGAAAUAUCAUCUAGGGUAUAUAAUCAAAUGCGUUUCCUAUAUAGCCAGUGUCAGAACGGUCCUAGUCGUGGUGGCUGGGCGGACUGCUGGUACGGCAGGGGAGUCGCCGGUUCAUCGUGGAACUGCAACACCCUGCAAUGUCCAGACCAACCAUACAACCAAAUAGGUGAACAAAAGCAUAACCAAACAUGUAGUCAAAAGUGUAACCAAACUGUUGAGUGCGGUUUGAAAUCGCCACUCCAGUCGUUCCUCGAAGACGGCUUACAAGGUUUCCUUCCACAUACCCUUACCAAGCUUGGCUGUGGAGUAGAAUGUUCAGUUGGUAAGCACAGGGGGUUACCGUGUAAGACGCCUAUGGGAUUUGGAGACAUCUGUGUAACAGCGUCACAUACUAAAAAUGGUGAAUUUCUCAAGAAGGUGCUUCACAGUUUCUGUGGCCAAGAAAAAUCUCACCUCAGUAAGUUCUGCGGCAUAGUAAAUUGCCUCAUGCAACGUCCACCUCAAACCCUGGGAGACAUGUUUGCGUUCUACUAUGGCUACCUUGAGAACUGGGAAGGAGGUGACAAAGGAAAAGACACCCUUAGUAAGAAGCAUAAACAUGACGCAUUUGAAAAGGCAGUCAAGGAAGCAUGUUUCGGAUCGACCUUCGAGUUUAAUCUCAUAUCAAUUUUCGAAAGCACUCGCCAUAGCGGCAAGCAUAUUACCCACGAAAAAGGUGACUUGUUCAGGAUUGUCCAAUGCCCGUAUAGCUUGGAAGAUACAUGCGGGUUUUUCUGA